AUGAACAUGCUACCACCAAUGAAUGAAAAUGCAUACCGGGACCAUGUUAGUGCCAUACAUGCUGCCGCUGAAGUCGUCUGCAAGGAAAGUAUGAAUAGUGCAAGUGAUGAAACCAAACAAUUUUAUGAAGUGGAAGAGGAUGGGAACUAUGAUAUUGGCAUUUCAGCUGAUGGGACGUGGAGACGAAGGGGGUAUUCGUCUUCAUAUGGUGUUGUGACUGGGAUGUCCUUAGUUACAGGCAAGGUCUUGGACAUAGAAGUGAUGUCGAAAGAGUGUCGACAAUGUAUUUUAUGGAGAGGGAAAGAAGGGACAAUCGAGUUUGAGGAGUGGUGGGAGGGACAUCAGCAUAAUUCCCAUGCAAAUUUUGAAGGAUCAUCAGGAGCAAUGGAUGCUGCUGGAGGUGUUGCUAUUUUUCAACGAUCCAUUGAGAAGUAUGGUUUGCGUUAUGUCGACUUUCUGGGAGAUGGGGACAGCAAGGCAUUCAAUGAGAUCACAGAAAAGGAUGUGUAUGAGGGUGUGAAGGUCACAAAGCUUGAAUGUGUUGGGCAUGUUCAGAAACGUAUGGGCUCGCGGCUUCGAUCCCUGAAGAAACACUGUGGUAAGACUCAUCUUGAUGAUGGUAAGCCAAUUGGGGGACGAGGGAGACUGACAGACAAUGUUAUUGAUAGCUUACAAGUGUAUUAUGGUAAAGCUAUCAGAAACAGUAACCAUUCUGUGAAAGCAAUGCAAGAUGCUAUUUGGGCCAUCUGGUAUCACAUGCAGUCAACAGAUGAGAAACAUAACCACACUCUCUGCCCCGCUGGGAAGGAUUCCUGGUGUGGCUUCCAAAGAGAUCUUGCAAAAGGAACAACCACCUACUCUCGCAAAAAUUCUCUCCCUCAAGCUGUGGCAUCCUCAAUUCACCCAGUCUUUGAAGCACUAACUGCAGAGGAAUUGUUAUCUAGUUGUCUUCAUGGCGGCACUCAAAACCAAAAUGAGGCUUUCAAUGCACUGAUUUGGCAGCGUGCUAUUAAGGAGACCCAUUCCAGCCUCCCCACUGUUGAAUUGGCAACCUAUUUAGCAGUGGGUCACUUCAAUGAUGGAUCCAGAACAUUACUAUCAGUUCUGGAAAAUCUUGGCAUUGUACCUGGAAGCCAUGCAACAAAAGCAUGUCAGAAGUUUGACAGGGACCGGGUUUGUGACUCGCGCCGAAAGAGCUCUGAUGCCUGUAAAAAGCGCCGCAGACAGAUAAGGCAGAAGAAAAAGGGUUACAAUGAAACCCAACAAGCUAAAGAAGGACCCAAGUAUGAGGCUGGUGGUUUUUAA
Molecule: messenger RNA, 1305 nt
Organism: Paramuricea clavata
Lineage: Eukaryota; Metazoa; Cnidaria; Anthozoa; Malacalcyonacea; Plexauridae
Source: the annotation of a GenBank genome assembly